Molecule: messenger RNA, 1731 nt
Organism: Aspergillus steynii IBT 23096
Lineage: Eukaryota; Fungi; Ascomycota; Eurotiomycetes; Eurotiales; Aspergillaceae
Product: DUF895 domain membrane protein
Exons: 5
Coding region: 1-1731 (576 amino acids)
Source: RefSeq, a predicted model, not a curated record
AUGGAAUAUAAGCACGAUCCUGGCAGCGCACUCAGCGUUGCUUCCUCGACCGACACGCUGUCGGGGCCCAUGCCGGUGGCCGGCAAACGCCUCCACAUCCAGGCCAAAGGCAUCGGCCUGAUCCGGGUGCCGCUGCCCAUGUCGCCGAGGGAGGUUCCCAUCUACGGCGAGGACGGCUCGAUGGCCUACGUGGCCGCCAAAGACCGAACCUGGUCGCACCGAUGGCCGCUCGAUCAAAAGUCCGCCGGAAUGGCUGCGGCGGAGAAUCCAGCCACGGAGCACGGCGCUCACCCCACCGACGUGCCGCGCCCGCGAGGCUGGAUGUACAAGUCCUUCAAGCUCGGUCGCUGGAACACCAGCUGGUACGCCUCGCCGCGCAUCCAGCUGGGUAUGGUCGCCUUUGUCUGCUUCAUGUGUCCCGGCAUGUUCAACGCCCUCAGUGGCUUGGGAGGCGGUGGUAAAACCGACACCACCUUGGCCGACAACAUGAACAUCGCCCUGAACAGUACCUUUGCCGUCGUGGGCUUCUUCGCCGGCACCUUCGUCAACCGCAUGGGCAUCCGCGCCGCCCUGUCCUUCGGCGGCACCGGUUACUGCCUCUAUUCCAUCAGUCUGCUGGUGUCCGAGCACAAACACGUCCCCGGUUUCAACAUCUUCGCCGGCGCCUACCUCGGUGUCUGCGCCGGUCUGCUGUGGACCGCCCAGGGCACCAUCAUGAUGUCCUACCCCCUCGAGGAGAAGAAGGGCAGCUACUUUGCCUGGUUCUGGGCCAUCUUCAACGUCGGCGCCUGCAUCGGCAGCUUGAUUCCCCUGGGCGAAAAUAUCAAGGUCACCACCAACACCACCGUCAGCGACGGCACCUACAUCGGCUUCAUCGUGCUGAUGUUCGUCGGCGCCGUGCUGGCUCUGUUCCUCUGCGACGCCGACAAGAUCGUGCGCAGCGACGGCUCGCGCGUCAUCCUGAAGCAAUCCCCCAGCUGGCGCACCGAGUUCGUCGGUCUGUGGACCACCAUCCGCGACAACCCCUACAUCGUGCUGCUGUUCCCCAUGUUCUGGUCCUCCAACUGGUUCUACACCUACCAGCAAAACGCCAUCAACGCCGCCCACUUCGACACGCGCACCAAGGCGCUGAACGGCUUCCUCUACUGGUUCGCCCAGAUCGUGGCCGCCGUCAUCAUGGGGCCCCUGCUGGAUCUCGAGCGCUUCCGUCGCAGCGUGCGCGCCAAGGCCGCCCUCGUCUUCCUCUUCGUGCUGACCAUGGUCGUCUGGGGCGGCGGAUACGCCUGGCAGAAGGGAUACACGCGCGAGACCGUCAGCGCCCCCGACUUCGUGCCCACCGACUGGACCCAUUCCGGCUACGUCGGACCCAUGUUCCUGUACUUCUUCUACGGCAUGUACGACGCCUUCUGGCAGGGAAUCGUCUACUGGUUCAUGGGGGCCUUGGGUAACUCGGGUCGUAAGCUGGCCAACCUGGCGGGCUUCUACAAGGGACUGCAGUCGGCCGGGGCGGCCGUCAUGUGGAGUCUGGACCGCGACAAGCUGGCCUACAUGUCCGAAUUUGCCUCGAACUGGGGCUUGCUCUGCGGAUCGAUUCUGUGCGCGGCGCCCGUCGUCUUCUUCAAGAUCAAGGACCACGUCCCCGUGGAGGAGGAUCUCAAGGACACUGGCGAGACGGUGGAAGACGUGCUGCCGGAGGGCCACCCCGAGAAGCGCCAGGUGGCCGGGGUGUAG